UAUUUUUCCUAUAAGUAGGUAUUUUCAAUCAACUGCUGCAACCGAUCUGGGCAUCAAAAUAUGCGUGUAUAUAUUUAUAUAUUAUUCCUGCUAGUAUCAGUGAUCUCCUAUGGAUAUGGAAUAGGAGAGCAAGAGGAGCAAGAUCAAAAUGAUCCAAAAUUUCAAAAAUUGGCCGAAGAAUUAGUACGUUACCACUUGAAUGUAACGAAACAGGACACGAAAAAAGUAACAGUGUCUAAGGUUACUACACAAAGAGUGGCAGGACUCCUCACUAGAAUAAAAUUCCGUGUUUUACUCGUCAACGGUAAAUCGUCUAUGUGUGAUGCUGAAGUAUGGGACCAACCUUGGAAAGAUUUGAGAACUGUAACUUAUAAAUGUGACGCGCUGUUUUCCAAUAAACCACUAAGCUCAAGAGUCUAUUCUCAACUCGCAGGAACACGGGACCCUAAAAACCCUAAAUACCUACGUUUAGCAAAUCGGGCUCUUGAUGUAUUCAUUAAUACUCGAGACAGUAAACUUUUUAACAGAGAAGAUAUAAAAUCAGUAUCUGUAACAAGUGUGAAAGUAAAGAUAGAUUCACAAAUAACAAAUGCCCUUGUUUUCGUUGUUACCACUCUCAAUAAUGGUCAAUUUGAAUGUGAGGGUGUAGUUUUGGAAUCACCAUGGAAAACAUUCGAUAUGCCUGAAGUUACUGAUGUAAAUUGUGAUAUUAGCAAAGGAGGUGCAACAAAUGGUGUCCUUAUGGGGCAGUCAGGUAAAAAUCAACAGUCUGGCGGCCAAGAGCGUCAAAACCCGAAAGACUCUAAAUAUAAACGGUUGGCGGAAGAAUCUUUUAAAAGGUACCUUCAAUCGCACACCAAUGUUAAAAUAACUGUUAAAAAACUAACGGUCGACACAGUAACCACCCAAGUGGUAGCUGGAACCAUGAUACGCAUUGAUUUCCAUGUUGAUCCUACCAAAGGGCCAACAGUUCCUUGUAAAUCUGAAAUUUGGGAAAAAGUUGAUGAUAAAUUAGAUUUUAACGUGAUAUGUCAUUUGGACGAUAAAAAAAUAGGAGGUCAAAACGAGCAAAACCCUGAAGACCCCAAGUAUAAACAACUUGCAGAAGAAUCUUUUCAGAAAUAUCGGAAAACUCAUAUUGGCCCCCUAUUUGUUGUUAAAGAGAUUAAAGUGACCAGAGUAACCACACAGGUAGUUGCAGGUGUAGCCACAAAACUCGAUUUCAGUGUAAUUACUGACUCGAGCUACAUGUACCAUUGCCAUUCUGAGGUUUUGGAACAAACAUGGCGUAAAGUUAAAGAUAUUAAAGUUAUAUGUGACCCGCUAAACAAGUUAUCUGCUUCUGCAAACCGUCCGAAAGUUAAUGAUGAUGUUGAUGAACGUGUAGGCGGCCAAACCAACGAAGAUCCCAAAGAUCCUAAGUACAAGAAAUUAGCAGAGGAAUCUUUUAAGAGGUACUUGCAGUCGCACACCAAUAUUAAAAUAAAUAUUAAAACAGUAACGGUCGACACAGUAACCACCCAAGUGGUAGCUGGAACCAUGAUACGCAUUGAUUUCCAUGUUGAUCCUACCAAAGGGCCAACAGUUCCUUGUAAAUCUGAAAUUUGGGAAAAAGUUGAUGAUAAAUUAGAUUUUAACGUGAUAUGUCAUUUGGACGAUAAAAAAAUAGGAGGUCAAAACGAGCAAAACCCUGAAGACCCCAAGUAUAAACAACUCGCAGAAGAAUCUUUUCAGAAAUAUCGGAAAACUCAUAUUGGCCCCCUAUUUGUUGUUAAAGAGAUUAAAGUGACCAGAGUAACCACACAGGUAGUUGCAGGUGUAGCCACAAAACUCGAUUUCAGUGUAAUUACUGACUCGAGCUACAUGUACCAUUGCCAUUCUGAGGUUUUGGAACAAACAUGGCGUAAAGUUAAAGAUAUUAAAGUUAUAUGUGACCCGCUAAACAAGUUAUCUGCUUCUGCAAACCGUCCGAAAGUUAAUGAUGAUGUUGAUGAACGUGUAGGCGGCCAAACCAACGAAGAUCCCAAAGAUCCUAAGUACAAGAAAUUAGCAGAGGAAUCUUUUAAGAGGUACUUGCAGUCGCACACCAAUAUUAAAAUAAAUAUUAAAACAGUAACGGUUGACAGAGUAACCACCCAAGUGGUAGCUGGAACCAUGAUACGCAUUUAUUUCCAUGUUGAUCCUAUCACAGGGUCGACGAUUCCUUGUAAAUCUGAAAUUUGGGAAAAAGUUGAUAAUAAAUUAGAUUUUAACGUGAUGUGUCAGAUGAAUGAUGUAAAAGUAGGAGGUCAGAAUGAGCAAGACCCCGAAGACCCGAAGUAUAAACAACUAGCAAAAGAAUCUUUUCAGAAAUAUCGGAAGACUCAUCUUGGCCCCCUAUUUGUUGUUAAAGAGAUUAAAGUGACCAGAGUAACCACACAGGUAGUUGCAGGUGUAAGAACUAAACUCGAUUUCAAUGUAAUUACUGACUCGAGCUACAGAUACCAUUGCCAUUCUGAGGUUUUGGAACAGCCAUGGCGUCAAAUUAAAGAUAUUAAAGUUAUAUGUGACCCGCUAAACAAGUUAUCUGCUUCUGCAAACCGUCCGAAGGUUAAUGGUGAUGUUGAUGACCAUUUGGUCGGUGGCGAAAAAACCCAAGAUCCCAAAAAUCCUAAGUAUUAAAAAUUUGCCGAACAAUCUUUCGAAAAGUAUCGACGUGAUCAUAUUGGUCUUCUUUUUACAGUUAAAGAGCUUAAACUUAUUAAAGUAACCACUCAAGUAGUUUCAGGAGUAAUAACUCGACUUGAUUUCAAAGCGAUUUCUACCAAAGGCAAUGUAUUACAAUGCCAUUCUGAGAUUUUAUAUCAACCAUGGUUACAAAAUAAAGAUAUUAAAGUGAAUUGUUUCUCACCUUCUAAACUAACGCUAUCUAAAUCUGCCAGCAAGCUAAAAGGGGGUUUUAACAUAAUAGAUGAAGCAAUUACCGAUUACUUUGAAAAUUUUGAUACUAAGCGAUGGAGAGUUGAGAAUAGCGUGAUGAGGAGUUCUAACAAAACACGGACACGUUAUGGUAAAGAAGAUAUUAGUUAUUUUAAAGUGGACGUAUUCGCAUCCAACAGCUACGGUGAUUACAGUUAUUAUAAUUGCAGUGCGGUCUUUGC
This is a messenger RNA of Cydia splendana, 3140 nucleotides long. RefSeq lists its product as uncharacterized. Bases 61 to 2661 code for a protein of 866 amino acids. Lineage: Eukaryota; Metazoa; Arthropoda; Insecta; Lepidoptera; Tortricidae. The record is from RefSeq and is a predicted model, not a curated record. The transcript has 2 exons. Gene Ontology annotation, molecular function: cysteine-type endopeptidase inhibitor activity.